AUGUCUCCGUUAUAAUAGCAUUGACAUUCUAAAAUGGAUAACUUUGGGAUAGCUUUUACACUGGUUAUACUAUUAACAUUGAAAUCUGCCAAUGGACAACAAGAUCCUUGUUUACCAGAUUACCACCAAAACAUCACCCACAUUGGUCAAAGGUUCGAAAAGAACAGCGACUGUGGGGGAUCACAUGUUAGCGAUUUCAGACUUGCAUACACAUGGUAUUAUGCCGGACCUGACCCAAUGCUUACUACGCCCCCAGACAACCUUUGCAGAUGUGGAACAAAUCUUCCCAUUUGGUUAAAUGGUUUGCUUCCAUCUGUCGACGUCGGAAUUGUUCGUCGAAACGCUUGUUUGAAAUACGCAAACCCUUGUGAAAAUGUCUUACAUAUAGACGUGAAGAACUGUGGAGAAUAUUUUGUCUACAGGUUGCCACCAACAAAAGAAGAUGGCUCAGGUUUCUGUUUCGGUAUCAAUCCACCCUGGUCACCUGAAGAAACGCAACAUACAACAGAUGUAAUAACACAUGCACAAACGUCGACAGAUAUGUCUACUACGGUUACAUCAACAUUUGCUUCGACAGCGUCCAUAUCAAUAACGAAUUCCCUUCCUUCAACACAAUUAUUGACAACAAAAUUGCCUGAUAUAUUUCCAUCGAACAAAACCUUCCACGCAGCUAUACUUAUUCCUACGAUUAAUAUAACACAAACGUCUGCUGUUGUGCAAGUGAACCUGACAUAUGAUCCUCGCCAUGUCGCUACCAGUGUUCUUAUAACAUAUGGUUCCCAACUGAAUAUGACAUUUCCUUUGCAACAGAAUUACUCGGUUUUAAACCUUACGGACCUACAGCCAUUACAUGUGUACUACAUAAAAGUAAUUGUCAAUGUAUCUAACUCUCAGCAACAUGUGAUCAAGAACGAAACGUUUAUUACUCCAUCCCCAGAUGAACAUAUAUCGCUUUUCUUUCUAUCAAGCGAAUUGUCCGCAAAUAUCACAUUUACUAUUUCACUCAACUACGACCUGGUUUCACUACCAACAUACCUACAAAUUUUGAUUGAAAAUCAGCUACAUACAAAAGUACGAAUCAAUACCAAUCCAUUUACAUACAUUGAAACAAAUGUUAAGAAGGAAAUUCUUUAUGAUUUCCGUGUGUUGCAUCGGAUAGCGGACAACGAGUACAUUAUAGCCGAAAAACGUUUCCAUUCUGCUCCUACCGUAAGAGCUAUCGAAGGUCGUAAACCCACACCCGCAGGAGAGCAGACAUUUGUUAUGUUUUUGUGCAAUAAAACAUCGGUACAAGUUGAGCACUUGCACGUUGUGUGGACAAUUAAAAGAGGAAAUGUAGAAGCUACUCAUGUAACUCUGACAGACAAUAUUUUAACCGAGAAUACUCUGCGAGAACUAGAUGUGCAACUUCCUUUUCAAUUAUCUUGCAAUCUUGAAAGUCAAAGUAUUGAAGCAGUCCCCUCUGACAGAUUCUUUGCAGGAGUGCAAAUUCUCACACCAGUUUUAAAGAUGAACAGAAAUGAAACUACAAAAGUCCAGUUAGUUCCAACGAUACCAAUUGGUUGUCUACAAAUAUCAGGACAUUGUCAUGUUGUGUUUGAUAUUACCAUUCCCGUUCACAAACAGUGCACAGGUUUAUCGACACGAGAUUGCACAGUUAUUUUAAGCGGUACUCAAGUUGGACAAAUACACAAUUUCUCAAUACAGUCAUCGCAGGAUGGCCAGUAUGUCUGGCCCAAACCGAAUAAUUAUAGCAUUAUGAUGCGAUCACGACACUCCUUGGGCACAUACAUAUGGAAUAAUUAUGUUUUGCCUCCUAUAAAGGUAGAAGUGCUUCCAAUAAGUAAUUCUUACUGGCAGGGAAAACGAUGUGAUGCCCUUAACGACCCACACAUGUUCACAUUUGACAGAAGGCAAUACGAACACCACGAGACUACAGCGGAUGAAUAUGUUUUGUAUCGUCAUCAGCAGCUGCCAGCUGAGAUACAUCAUAAAUUGGAGAGAUGCAAUGCGGGAGCAAUGUGUAACUGCGGUAUUGCCGUCAAAGCUGGAAGAGACGUUUACAUUAUAAGCACAUGUGAAAACCGUCUUCAAAUUGGCUACACGCAAUGUGAUGACAACGUGUUAGUUGCCAAAAAAGAAACAGAUACCAGUUAUAAGAUAUACCUUCCACAUGGCACUUUCGUUCAAGCCCGACUCGAUCGAGUUCCUUAUGCAAACUCAGUUGGAACAAUGAUCGUUUCUAUAUCUGUGUUCCCAUCGGACUACGACCAAGACGGCCGAAGCAUGGGAUUGUGUGGAUCGCUUGAUAAUAAUUCCACAAACGAUUUUCAUGAUCGCGUUGGAAACACAGUGAACGGCAGAAUUGAGUUUAUUAAUCAUUGGCGUGUUAGUCCAUCAGAAAGCUUGUUCAAAAAUGUCGUUCGUGAACACGAUCCGUGGCUUCACCCAGUAUGCACGUGUAAUCCUUUUGAUGGUGAUACGAGCAAUAAUCUUACAUGCAAGUUGGCUUCUGAUGGUGCCUGUACACCUGGUAGACGCGUGGGAUUUGACACGUGUAAACUCGAAAAGAACAUCACCCUGGUGUCACACGUCAACGAAAAUGUACCUGAAAUAACUUUAAGGACAUUGUCAUCCAUCCCAAAACAGGUGACGACCACCACCCUUACCUUUGGACAUUCAACAGCAAUGCCAACUUAUACGCCAACAACAAUCACCCCCAGUACAACAUGGAAUGAAUCAUCUGCACGAGACUUUUGUAGGAAGCACAUAAACCAAACGCGCGUGUUUCAACUUUGCUCGAAAGUUCCAAACACAGAUACAAUCCGGUCAAUGGAGACUUGCGUUCAAGACAUUUUGAUAACAAACAGUGCGCACUGGACCGUUAUUUCAAAACAGUCAAUGCAAGAUAGUUGCCUCAGUGAAGCGCGUCGGGGUACAAAACUGCGGGAACAGGAAAUGGAUCACCAAACCCCUGACCCAACGCGUCCUACUUCAGUGUUCGUUAGUACUUCCAAGACUAACCGCCCUGGUGCCAACUCGUCUAGAACGAUAUCUCCAAAUUCUUCAACUACUCAAUCACAAAGUCAUAUGUCCGAAAAUACAAUACCACACAGUGCUUUUUAUGAAAGCUUCAAAAUUACACAAAUAGUAAAUGAAAUUGAAGAAGUUGCGUGUCCUAAUUCGUGUUCGCUACAUGGAGAUUGUGUCAACGGUUCAUGUCAAUGCAAGGAAGGGUUCGGAACCGACGAUUGCUCUUUGAAUAUCCAUGAGCCUCCUAGAAUUGCGAGUAUUAUACAAGGCAACCUUUGUGAUUCGGCUGUUACAACUUGUGAACAGAUGUUUAUACAAGGUGGCAUAUUUGCCGGAAGUACUAUUAAAUGUCACGUGACUGAAUUAAGGUUAUUUGAGGAUAAUACAAAGGCGACAGAGUCCUUCGUUGUGCCGGGAAUAACGCAAUCUAUUAUUGAAGUUAUUUGCCCUUUGCAUUCCCACCAACGACGCAAACGAUCGGUUAUUCGAAACACCAGAGUUCCACUCUUUAGCGUCUACAAUGUGUCUGUCAGUAACGACGGUUUACAUCAUGCUCAAAGCGUUGAAAUGGUAGUGUACGAUUCAAGGUGUCAACUCGUGUACAAUGAUUCAACCGGUCAUCUUGUUGCGAUUAAGAGUGGAUUUUGCUUCAUUGACGGACGAUGUAUUAAACACGACGUCAUCGGAUCUGAGGUUUGGGAGGUUUGUCGUCCGGAUCGAUCGGUUUACUCGUGGUCCGAUGCAAGAGCAACAACAAGAAGUCAGAUUUCAACGGUAAAACUGAACAUAAAAGCCGAAAGUAAGACGUGGCUUUAUGUGAUUAUAUGCAUCUCAGUUGCUGUCAUCGUAACCAUUGGCAUAACCUUUUUUUUCUGCAACAAGAAACGUAAAAACAAAAGGCUGAAAAAGCGUGUCGAGGCUGCAGCCGACUUGCCGAAAGAUCUUGAUUUCGUAGAGGACGAAUAUGCGCAGAUUACUGAUAUAGACACUAACAUAGACCAAGUGUUAAUGCAGCCUGAAAAUGUAGUUAAUGUCUACAACGAGCCUGGCGAUGGAUAUUAUACUUUGCAACAUGAUGCGAUUGGGGAUGAAUAUCGACGUUAUGGCGAUCUUGGAUUUAACGAUCGACCAGGCUAUGAAUCAUUGUCAAUGCAUCAUAAUGGUGAUCAUGGCUACGAAAGAUAUAAUGCAGAUGGAGUUUUCAGUAUCCAACGUGCAGGACCAACGUACCCUUACUUUUAUGGGGCAAAUAAUGAAAAUACGGCUGCAAGACCUGUAAAUGACAAUGAAGGCUAUGAACAACCGGAUACUCGGCCACUUCCAUAGUUGCUCUAUAUUGAACGCUGAAUAAUCAAAGGAAUGCAAAAAGUUGAACAAGACAUAACUAUAUUUAUUAAAAUUUGAAUCAUACUUUGAUUGAUUUGUAUGCAAAGGUUGAAAUAUUCAUGAUGCAUUUGUAUUUAGUAUCUGUGUUAGAUUAGAAGAACAUCUAUGAUGUGUUUGAUUAUAUAUAAUUACAUAAACUUUUGACGGUAUAUGUUUAUUGGAGGGGUUAGUAUUUUUUUAAAUAUAUAAUCGAGUGGAGAUAGAAUCUUUAAAAGCAAAUUCGUAACCUUUACUCAAUAUUCCCCUUGUAUUGCAUAUAUUGUGGGUAAAUGAAAUAAGACAAUAGGUUGAAAUGGUUAUCAAAAUUAUAAGACAGUGUAUUAAAGCACUGCUUUCGAUUUUACAUAUAUAUGUGUUAGUAUAGUAUUAUUGAUUUGAAUACGACAACCCUCCAAGUUAAAUUGCUCAGAUUGUUUGACCAAUUCAUGAAUUCUUACUAAAUCCGACCAUUCCCUUGCAAACUCUAACGAUUUCAUUAUUCUACACACUUUACAAGAAUUUAAAUGACUACACAAUAAAGAAAAUGCAUACCUUCUUCAAAUCUUGUUUAACUAAAUUAUCACCAAUAUUAUAUUCAUUUUUCACCCCUGUAUAUUAUUAUUUUAAGGGACUUAACCAAAUCUUGAGCAAAACUACAUUUAUCAAACUACCAUCUUGUUGAAAUUUAGGAAGCUGAAUCCAUCGUCAUCUUGUCCCAGACUACGAGUAGAAUACUAUUCUGGGUGUUCUGCUUUUUCUUGUCAUUAACCAAACAAACAGAUUGUUCUAUCAA
Messenger RNA from Mya arenaria, 5191 nucleotides. RefSeq lists its product as uncharacterized. The coding region runs from base 34 to 4359 and encodes 1441 amino acids. The record is from RefSeq and is a predicted model, not a curated record. Lineage: Eukaryota; Metazoa; Mollusca; Bivalvia; Myida; Myidae. The transcript has 23 exons.